Corylus avellana is the source of this 4703-nucleotide messenger RNA. RefSeq names its product far-red elongated hypocotyls 3 (gene FHY3). Gene Ontology annotation, molecular function: zinc ion binding. NCBI's taxonomy places the organism in Eukaryota, Viridiplantae, Streptophyta, Magnoliopsida, Fagales, Betulaceae. The record is from RefSeq and is a predicted model, not a curated record. Gene Ontology annotation, biological process: regulation of DNA-templated transcription.
UUAUAUUUGUUAUGAUAUAGCUUUUAGGUUGUUCCUCCAAAUUGGAUGCCAUCACUUGAUCUUAUGCAAGCAAAUUUUUUGCUUUUUCUAUCAAUAAUAAUUUCAGCUAAUAUGAAACUUAUAGAAAUAAUUUUGUGUCUAUUAUAUGCCUGCUAACUGUUCAGGAGUUGUGUGAAUAUAAAUGUGUUGAUGUAGCACUGAUAUGCUGUCUGAGAAACCAAGAUGAGGAGGCUGGUAGACCAUGUAAAUUAAAAGCUGGAUUUUCUGAAAUGGUCUACACAAUAACUCCAUGAGGCUAUUUGUAAUUCAAGUAGUGAUAAUAUUCAUAUUUUGAAACAUUCUACAUGGGUGAUAUUCCGUAAGUUCCUGGAUUGUCUUGACUUCCUUAAAUAUCCCUCUAGUUCUCUCAAGUGGACCACCGACUUCCAAUAAUGUGUGUGUGUGUGCGCGCCUUUCUUUUUGCAAAAGGCAGGGUAAUGAAGACCCAUGCUUCUUUAAGAAACGAAUCAUCCCUUUCUACUUUACUAUUUUGCAGCCAAUUGUUGAGGAAACCCUUAAACCUUAGAGUCCUGGAGGAUUCUCUUUCCAGGGCACAUAGGUUCAGGUUGUUGUUUGGGCGUGGAGAAUAUGGGUACAUCUUAUAUUUUCAUUUAUUUUUUCUUCUCUUUGUGCAUGCGUCACAUCCCGAAGACAUGCAAGUGUGAACUCUCUCUCUUUAUCCAUUUAUACAAGCAACACCAUCUUUGUAACUAAUUUCAUCAAUCAUUUAUUCUGAAAUAAUGCCAUAUAAACAUUUGACAUUAUGAUGGCUAAUUACCAUCAUUAGUUAGGAAACUUUGGUGCGAUGGUUUAUCUGUAUAGGUAGCAUUUUCUUGUUAUUCUCAACAUCCAUAAAGCGUACAAAGAUUAGAAUUGAGAUAUGUCUAUGGCUGAUUUUGAAUGAUUAUAUAGGCUUUGCAACUUUAUAUUGUUAUUGGUCAGUGGAUAACAUGAGGACCAGUAUCUAAAAUGAGUGCUAAAUUUUAGUGGAUUAGACAUGUAACAACUACCAAAGUUUGAAACACCGAGUAAAGAUGAUGGAUAUAACAAAAGUCAUUACUUACGGAAAAAUUAACUACCAAAUUUUGCUGUGCCUAGAAAUUGAUUAGCAGAUAAUGCAGUUUAAAGUCAUAUUGAUUUCGACUUGUUAAAAUUUUAGGUCAAGUACACAUUGAUUUCAGUGCGAGUUUGGUACAAGCAGAGUAGUAUUCAUGCAAAGACCUUUACCUUUGUCUCCAAAAUUGCUCAUGCUCUUAAGGUGCAAAGAAUAGAGCUCUAUGGAGAAUCAUAGAAAAAGAGAGAAUUAGACACCAAAAGAUGUCGGAUGGAGUUUGCUGUUCAAUUCUUACUGUUGACAGGAGAAGAAAAAAAAAUGAAAGCAAAAUUGUGUGCAGAAGAAGUUUUGUGCCAUUUUAAAGGCAGUUAUUUGAAGGUCAUACAACCCACCUUGAGAAUGCCAAUGUGGAUGUUAAGACUGAAAAGGGCUUUUCUUUUCUGAAAGGAGACGUGUACACCUUGACAGCGAUAUCAAAGUUCUGCUAAGCAAACAAACCUUGAGGUAUGGACAAAGUUUUGAAGCACAGAGCAGGUCUCAGAAUGUGAAAAGGAGCAAGACGGGGCAACCCGUGCAAUAUUCAAGGUAUGCUUGGAUAAUUGUUUUCCAGACGUGAUUUAUUCUCAUCAUGGAUAUAGAUCUAAGGCUACCUUCUGGAGAGCAUGAUAAGGAAGAUGAAGAACCAAAUACAAUUGAUAACAUCUUGGAUGUUGAUGAGAAACUGCAUAAUGGAGAUAUUGAGGGUGAAAAUAUGGUUGAUGUUGGAGUUGAGGUACGCGUUGAAGAUGGUGGGGAUUUGAAUUCUCCCCUGGUGGACAUGGUAGUGUUUAAAGAGGAUACGAAUCUUGAGCCACUUUCUGGUAUGGAAUUUGAAUCUCACGGAGAAGCAUAUUCAUUUUAUCAAGAAUAUGCUCGGUCUAUGGGAUUCAACACUGCAAUACAAAAUAGCCGCCGUUCGAAGACUUCUAGGGAAUUUAUUGAUGCCAAGUUUGCUUGUUCUCGAUAUGGGACCAAGCGAGAGUAUGACAAAUCCUUCAAUCGACCACGUGCCAGACAGAACAAGCAAGAUUGCGAAAAUGCAACUGGUCGACGAUCUUGUGCAAAGACAGACUGCAAAGCAAGCAUGCAUGUAAAGAGAAGGCCGGAUGGAAAAUGGGUUAUACAUAGUUUUGUGAAGGAGCAUAAUCAUGAGCUAUUACCAGCUCAGGCUGUAAGUGAACAAACAAGAAAGAUGUAUGCUGCAAUGGCUAGACAAUUUGCUGAAUACAAAAAUGUGGUUGGUCUCAAGAAUGACCCCAAAAACCCUUUUGAUAAAGGUCGGAAUUUGGCAUUAGAGGCAGGAGAUGCUAAGAUUUUGCUUGAGUUUUUUACGCAGAUGCAAAAUAUGAAUUCUAACUUCUUUUAUGCAAUAGAUCUGGGAGAAGAUCAACGGCUGAAAAAUUUGUUCUGGGUUGAUGCCAAAAGUAGGCAUGACUAUAACACUUUCAGUGAUGUAGUGUCAUUGGAUACUACUUAUGUUAGAAACAAAUAUAAGAUGCCUCUUGCUCUAUUUGUUGGAGUGAAUCAACACUAUCAGUUCAUUUUGCUUGGAUGUGCUUUGAUAUCAGAUGAAAGCACAACAACAUUUUCUUGGCUAAUGAGGAUUUGGCUGAAAGCAAUGGGUGGGCAAGCUCCAAAAGUAAUAAUCACCGACCAUGACAAAGCCUUGAAAUCAGCUGUUUCGGAGGUCUUUCCAGAUGCUUGUCAUAGCUUUUGUUUGUGGCACAUAUUGGGAAAGGUCUCUGAAAAUCUAGGUCAUGUAAUCAAACAGCAUGAAAAUUUUAUGCCAAAAUUUGAAAAAUGCAUCUACAAGUCAUGGACAAAUGAAGAGUUUGAAAAAAGGUGGUGGAAAAUUCUUGAGAGAUUUGAGCUCAAAGAGGAUGAAUGGAUGCAGUCAAUAUAUGAAGAUCGUAAACUAUGGGUGCCAACAUACAUGAAGGAUGUUUGUUUGGCUGGGAUGUCUACAACUCAGCGAUCAGAGAGUGUAAAUUCCUAUUUUGAUAAGUAUGUGCAUAAGAAGACAGCUGUACAGGAAUUUGUGAGACUGUAUGAAUCAAUUCUGCAAGAUCGGUAUGAAGAGGAAGCCAAAGCAGAUUCUGAUACAUGGAACAAACAGCCUGCAUUAAAAUCCCCUUCACCUUUAGAGAAGAGUGUUUCAGGGGUUUACACACAUGCUGUGUUCAAGAAAUUUCAGGCUGAGCUUCUAGGUGUAGUUGCUUGUCAUCCCAAAAGAGAAAGACAAGAAGAGACAAUCUUUACUUUCCGAGUUCAAGAAUUUGAAAGGAGCCAAGACUUCAUUGUUAUAUGGAACGAAAUGAAAUCAGAAAUUUCUUGUAUAUGCCGGUUAUAUGAAUACAAAGGUUAUCUUUGCAGACAUGCGAUGAUUGUUCUUCAAAUUUGUGGGCUUUCUGCCAUCCCAUCUCAAUAUGUUUUGAAACGGUGGAUGAAAGAUGCAAAGAGCAGGAAUUUAUUGGGAGAAGAAUCGGAACUGGUGCAAUCAAGGGUACAUCGAUACAAUGAGUUAUGUCAAAGGGCAAUGAAACUGAGUGAAGAGGGAUCUCUUUCUCAGGAGAGUUACAGUUUUGCAAUCCGUGCACUAGAUGAAGCUUUUGGAAGCUGUGUGAGUACAAAUAAUUCUGGAAAGAGCCUUGUAGAAGCUGGCACAUCAGACACUCAUGGUCUACUCUGCAUUGAAGAAGAUAAUCAAAGUAGAAGCACAGGGAAGACAAAUAAAAAAAAGAAUCCGACCAAGAAAAGAAAGGUGAGCUCUGAAUCAGAAGUUAUGACUGUCGGGGCACAAGACAGCUUGCAGCAAAUGGACAAAUUAAGCUCAAGAGCAGUAACCCUGGAUAACUACUAUGGUACACAACAGAGCAUGCAAGGAAUGGUACAACUAAACUUAAUGGCACCAACACGGGAUCAUUACUAUGGGAAUCAACAGGCCAUUCAGGGGCUGGGACAAUUAAACUCAAUAGCGCCAAGCCAUGAUGGCUAUUACAGCGCUCCUCCGCAAAGCAUGCAUGGGCUGGGACAAAUGGAUUUUUUCCGAACACCCUCUGGUUUCACUUACAUCCGAGAUGAUCCUAAUGUAAGAGCUGCACAGUUGCAUGAUGAUGCAUCAAGACAUGCAUGAGAAGCACCUAUCCUUAUGAAGGCCCAGGCGGAAACAACGUAUUGAAGGUAGUGUCUUUUGAAGAAUGAAACGUGUCAUGCCUUGUCGAUGGAAGGAUUAGGGCAGUGAAAUGCUUCCUGUGUUAUGUGUAAAAUAAGCUAAGAUGGAGUAGGCUGUUAUUUAUCUUCACCAUCUCUUUUUUAAUAGAAUUUCCCUCAGAGUUGGAACAGAAUCGAGGUAGGAUUGUAUCUUUUGUAAAGGUUGUUGUAUUAUUGUAUCUCAAGAAUGUCAAAUCUUGAUAGGAGCAGUUGAAAUCAGUAAAACCUACUCCCAAGUUCAUCACCGUUGGCUAAUAUGCCGACUAUGUAGUCUGUAGUCCACAGAUGCUAACAGGAGCAACAAUGUUGAAAUUAGUUCACUUUGAUGUAUCAUUUCUCUUUACCAAUGCUUUUCUUUUUC